Messenger RNA from Brienomyrus brachyistius, 4755 nucleotides. RefSeq names its product mediator complex subunit 25 (gene med25). The record is from RefSeq and is a predicted model, not a curated record. Gene Ontology annotation, biological process: positive regulation of transcription by RNA polymerase II. The transcript is spliced from 19 exons. Gene Ontology annotation, cellular component: transcription regulator complex; mediator complex. Bases 1774 to 3723 code for a protein of 649 amino acids. Lineage: Eukaryota; Metazoa; Chordata; Actinopteri; Osteoglossiformes; Mormyridae.
AGGUGGCAGAUGUGGUGUUCGUCAUCGAAGGAACCGCAAACCUCGGCCCUUACUUUGAAUCCUUAAGGAAGCAUUACAUCCUGCCGGCCAUUGAGUUUUUCAAUGGUGGCCCCCCUGCAGAAACCGACUUUGGGGGAGAUCUGAUUCCUCCAUCAGGGAACCGCAAAUGAGAAGCAUCUGGAGUGACACAUCUCACGUGAUGGUUUGCUGACAGAAGAGGGCGAGAUGGGACGUAGGAUUUAAGAAGCUCCUCUUGAUAAAAUUAAGGACCUGUCCAUCAAUGGAUCUGACUGAGUACCAAGGACUUAUAAUGGGAGCCAAUGAAGUUGGUUUGACAGCACAAGCUGGUAACCCUGCAAUUAGAGAGUUAUGCUAGUCCAUUCAUGAGGUAACAAAUAGCUGGACUAGAAGCACUUCUAAUUAGGCCUUUUCUGCCUAAUCAGAAAAGGUCUGAUCUUCAAGAUGUUAUACAGUGUAAAUCUGCUAGAUCAGGAGAGUGUUGUUAUGUAGUCAGCAAAGGACAGCUGGUAAUCUAUCAUUACUCCUAGGUUCCUAGCGGAUCAUGAUGGAGACAGCGUUGGUGAUCCAGUUCAUACAGAGAUGUCAUGAUGGAUGGUAGGGCUGGAAGAAAAGACCUCAGUUUCAUAAUGCUUCAGCUGGAGGUGAUCAUCCAUCAUCCAGGCUGAGAUGUGACUGAGGCGUGCAGAGAUCAGAGCAGAGACUGGUGUAAUGGUGACCAGAGUAGCCGUGUGGCUGGAUGAUCUGACCUUGAGAGGAAACAUAAAGAGAGAAGAGCACCAAGACAGAGCCUUGGGGAAUAUCAGUCAUUACUUGACGUGACUUUGACACCCUUGCACCUCAAGCCACUAGGAAUGAUCUGUCUGCUAGGGAUAUAAUGAACCAGUGUAGUGUAGUCCCUGUGAUGCUAAGUUGGGUAUGGGUGUUCAGCCGGAUUUGAUGAUGAACUGUGUUAAAGACUGCAAAGAGGUCUAGCCGGAGCUGGACGGACAACUGUGAUGCAGCUCUUGUGCUGUGAUGCUGAGUGUCCAAGUCUGAAGCCUGUGUCCAAAAGAAUCUCUGCUUGAGAAAUUCAGACUUGACUGAGAAGAGUAUGUCCAAGAGUUUAGGACAGAAAUGAAAGAAGGGAGACUUGUCGAUAAUCCUGUCUGAGAAGGGUCAAGUGAGGGUUUCUUAAGCAGUGGUGUUACUCAAGCCUGCUUAAAUGUGGAAUGUGCCAGUUGUAAGAGACGAGUUAAUCGGGUGAGUAAGUGCAGGGGACAGGAUCCAGGGCACUCGUGGUGGGCUAGUGGGCGAGAAGUAUAGGAGUAUAUGAAAGGAAAAGGAGGACCGUGCCCAGUGGGCUGCAUGCAGGUGGUGGGUCAGGAGAAUUGGCUAGCGAUGGCUCUCAUGGGAAAAAAAGUAGCAAAAUCAUUAGCAGUCACUGUUCCACAGACCUAAUGAAUGCUAUUUGGAGAAACACAUUUUGCUGUAAUCCUGUUUACUUUCCCGUCUUGCCUCCAGCCCCCUCUCCUGUAAUCCUGUGUCCUCUCUGGUCCCGCCUCUCAGUACCCGCUCCGGUAAUCGGGGGUUGUUGCUUUGUGUUGAGAAAUAUGUCCGACGGAUUUUUAAUUUUCUGUCUCCCAGUAUGGAGGAACACAGUACAGCCUGGUUGUGUUCAACACGGUGGACUGUGCCCCCGAGUCCUACGUGCAGUGCCACGCUCCUACAAGCUCCGCCUUUGAGUUUGUCACAUGGAUCGACAGCAUCCAGUUCAUGGGGGGCGGGGCCGAGAGCUGCAGCCUGAUUGCCGAAGGCCUAUCUGUGGCUCUGCAGCUCUUCGAUGACUUCAAGAAGAUGCGGGAGCAGAUAGGUCAGACACACAAGGUGUGCGUGCUGCUGUGUAAUUCGCCGCCGUACCUCCUGCCUGCUGUGGAGAGCGUCAGCUACACCGGCUGCACGGCCGACAGCCUGGUUCAGAUCAUCCGUGAUAGAGGCAUACAUUUCUCUGUGAUUUCCCCGCGGAAGCUGCCCGCCCUGCAGGCCCUCUUUGAACGGGCUUCCCCUCUCGGCGUCCCGGCAGACACCUCGCACCCGGACUACAGUCAGGACCCCCGUCACAUGAUCCUGGUGCGAGGCAUCGCUCUCCCUGCUGCUCAAGGCGGAGGCUCAACUGUAGGCCCUCUGAAGCCAGUUUUGCCCUCUCAGCCCAUGUCUGGCAAUCAGCCUCCUAUGGGCGGAGCCACACAGCCGCCUCCUCCAAUCAGCACAUCUCACCCGUAUCAGACUUCGCCAUCUCUUACUGCCGCCCAGGUUGCUGCUCAGAUGGCAGUAGAGGCUGCCCACAACCAGAAGAGGCCCUUCGCUCCAAUGGGAAACCCCGGUCCACCCUUCAGUGGUCCACCAGCUUCCCUGCAACCAGUGAGCGGCGUGAAACUCGCCCCAUCUAAUCAGCCCAGUCUGGCUACAGUCACCACCAUGAUACCCCCGCAGGCUCCACCCCCUCAGCAACAACCUCCACAGCAAGUACCGCCUCCUGGGCAACCGGCAGCAAAUCAGCAGCCACCGCAGCCCCCACAGCAGCCCCCGAUCAGUCAGCAGACUCCGCCAUCUUCUCAGCCUAGCAUGCCUGGCGUAUCUGCCCCAGCAAACUCCAAUCCGAUUGGACAGCAGGGGGUAGCCAAUAAGAUCAUGGCAUGGAGUGGGGUGCUGGAGUGGCAGGAGAAACCCAAAACAACGCCCAUGGACUCCAGCACCAAGCUGACGCGCUCACUGCCCUGCCAGGUGUACGUGAACCAUGGGGAGAACCUCAAUGCUGACCAAUGGCCACAGAAACUGAUCAUGCAGCUCAUCCCUCAGCAGCUGCUGACCACACUCGGGCCGCUCUUCAGGAAUUCGAGGAUGGUGCAGUUUCACUUCACCAACAAGGACAUGGAGUCCCUGAAGGGGCUGUACCGCAUCAUGGCCAAUGGUUUUGCCGGCUGUGUCCACUUCCCUAACAGCAGUCCCUGUGAGGUACGCGUUCUUAUGCUCCUCUACUCAUCGAAGAAGAAAAUCUUCAUGGGUCUGAUCCCCAACGACCAGAGUGGCUUCGUCAACGGGAUCCGCCAGGUCAUCACCAACCAUAAGCAGGUGCAGCAGCAUCGUACGCUCACAUCCACCGGUGCUAUGCCACAGGGCCCCGUCCCACCCAACCAGAAUUUCCUUAACAGGCCCUCGGGACCCAUUCCUGUUUCCCAUGGCAACGUGCAGCAGCAGUCUGUCGUUUCCGGGUUGCCCCCGGUCAGUCAGGUUACCAUGAUGGAUGACCAACAAAGGCAGUCUAACAUGAUGAGAGCAGCUGCCACAGCCAAUCAGCAGCCUCCUGUCACAGGCGCACCCCCCAAUCAGACGGCGCAGGGCGGCCAGGCUCCUUCUCAGCCUCCAAUCCACCGUCUCUCCAACCCGGGUGCCAAUCCACAGCUCCGCAGCCUCCUGCUCAGCCAGCAGCAGCCGCAAGGUGCUGUGUCCCACAUGCCGGCUGGAGUCCUCGCACACCAGGCCUUGGGGCAGCCGCUGGUUCAUGCUCCACCAGGAGGGGGUCCUCAGCUGCAACCUCAGUGGAGACAGCCACUGCCAGGCCAGAUGCUAUUGGCUCCAGGGCAAAGGGGCUCCGUGGGCCCCACUCCAGGAAUGCCCCAGGUGUCCAGUGUCAUGGAAGAUGAGAUCUUGAUGGACCUGAUCUGAGCUCAGUUCUGGUGGAGCCGCCAGGGGGCGGGUUCUGCCCGGAACUGCGGAAGUUGGCAGCGGCGCAAAGCUCACGGUUGGCGUGUAGGACAAUGGCGGGCGCCACACUGCUACGACACACUGUUUUAUUUGUUUAACAUCUGUAGAUGUUAUAGCCUGAUUUCAUUGCGCAUUUUUUAUUUGAAUUUUACUGCUCCUCUGUUGCUCUCCUUGUUUUUAAGGUUGUUCCGACCGUGGAAUAAAGGUUUUGUGUAUGAAAUGUCUUCCUGGAUCCUGGUGUGCCCAUGUAGAGUUGGGUGCGGAGUCCCAUAUCGGCCCAGAGGUCCGUGCUCUACCUUGGGUCUCAGCCACACUUAACCGUUCAGAGAAACACCAAAAUAGAUAAACCUCGAGUGUAUUGUUUAGCGUUUGUUUCUGCCAAAUAGUGUCGGUGUGUUAAUUUUAACUCCUCCAAUAUGCUGUGUAGCCGCACAUGGCUGUGGGAGCCAGGAUGGGCUGCACCGUGCCGCCAAGCAGUCUCAGCAGAUGGCGGUAUCUGGCAGUGAUUCUUCUCCCAGGCCCGGGAAGGCCCGGCACACUUACUGAGAGCUGACUGUACACAGAGCACACAUUAGCUUCGCACCCAUUGACUAAUUAGCGCAUGCAGGCGUGUGUCUAUCCGUGCUGGUGUGUUAGUGCACAUUUGGGCCCGGUUGCACACAUCUGCCGCAUAAACAUUUACGCUCUUUACAUACGCACCUGUCCAGGACCUCACCACAGCACUGUCCACACACAGACAAGCAGUCAUUCUCACACACAGGAAAUGAUGUCAGUCUGUCUCAAAGGAGAUGGAAAUGGUUGCUAGGAUACUGUCACACUGGGAUCUCCCUUUUCCAAUAAGAAAACCUAUAGCCUUUCGAUGAAAUGUUUUAUUUUCUGAAUCGCCGUGCUCCCUACUUCUCAGAUAGCUGCAGUGUAAGCACCACUGUUCUAGUAUCAUUGUCGGCUUUGUAUAUAUCUAUCUUCUCAGGAAAUAAAGUCGUAAGAACUGCC